UUGGCGAUCUCGCGCGGCGCGAGACCCGGAACUGCGCCAAAGACAAAGCCCCAAAUUUCACAACAGACAACAAAUGCGACCAGGAUUACAUUCAUCAGGACCAAGAAAUAUCAGGACAACCACAGUGACUUCAAGAUAUAUAAAACGUCGGGUUGACAUUAAAAGGAGUCGACGGCCAGGGUUGUAAUGAGCAGAUAAAAGGGACACCAAACACAGGCAGGAGGGACGCAUUUCAAAAUGGCCUGAGCAGGCCAUCAGUGGAGAGAGAGAGGGACAGCCGGCUAGCUGCACUAUGCUGAAAACUGCCCCAGUCUACCAGCGCUGCCUGCACACGUCAUUACCACCAUGUCCUCGCUGUCUGACCAGAUCUGCCCACACGGUCACUCUGAACCGGACGUCAGGAUGCUGAAUGGGCCCCUCACUGCUAUGCCCAAGUCACACAGCGCUUCCAAGCUCCGACAAGAUCGAGACUUUUGGGCUAAACUUGAGGAGAAGGAGAAGGAAAGAGAGAUCCAAGCUGCCAGACAGAGACUACAGAAAGAUCUGCAGCAAAACAGAGACAUCUACAACCAUGGGUACUUCAAGAUUUCUCCCCCUCAUGGUGUGGUGACCUUUGUUGCAGUGCAAGUGAAAAAUGUGGCAACAAUAUGGGAAAAUAACUCUGCUGACACAGUCAUAAGGGCUAUGAACAGGUACAGUGAUAUUGUACGGCGGGCAACACGAGACUUCCGUGGUUAUGAGGUAGAGGCUGAGGAAGAGUCUUUUUUGAUUGCUUUUCAACAGCCUCUGGAUGCUGUCAACUGGUGCUUGACUGUACAGCUAGCCAUGACAGACACUAAGUGGGAGGAGGAGUUGUUAACCUGUGAUGACUGUAUUCGAGUCUUCAAGUCACGUGAGAACGGCUACGACAUCCCACGGCUCAUCUUCUGUGGGCCACGAUUACAGAUGGGAGUUAGCAAGGGCAGAGUAGACAGUGUGUACCACUAUGCCAGCGGACACAUGGGCUACCGAGGGACAGAGGUGUACAGGACUCAGGGAAUCUGCCGGCUGGCUCAGGGAGGACAGAUUCUGAUCAAUGAGUCAUUAUGGCAGGAUCUACCUAAGGACCAGAUAGCCCCCUAUGUCCACAGGGAAGUCGGCAGCUUCAAACUAGAGGGUUUUGACAACUUGACUUCACUCACAGAGGUGUUACCUCGUACCUUAGAGGAGCGAGCGAGGUGGUUUGGCAUUAUCUGCGCCGAGUGUAACAAACUCAUCAAACCUAAGGAAGGCUAUGUCAAGGCACUGGGCAGUAACUGGCACACAGACCACUUCAGGUGCUGGCAGUGUAAAAAGGUGCUGAAUGGAACAUACAUAGUCAAGGAUCAAAAGCCUUAUUGUGAGGAGGAUUUCUUCCAGUACAAUGCGCCUCGCUGUCGAUCAUGCAGCAACCCCAUCACAGGGGGUUUCAUAGAGGCCAUAGAGAGUACCUGGCACCCAGACUGCUUUGUGUGUCAGAGAUGUCACAAAGCCCCAACAAAAGAUGACAACAUCUUUGAAUUCAAUGCUCUGCCAUACUGCACCAAGUGUUACAACACAGUAACCAACGGGACAACGUAACAAAGUGUUGCAGGUCAUAGUCUAGCAGCAACUCUAGUACAUGUAGUUUUCCAUCAUUGUUGAGCUGUGAACCUUCCAGUAUUGUAAACACAACUAACGUUACAGUUCUGCCAUUUUCACAACUUCCUGUGAACAACCCCCUGAAUCUCUUUUUUAUGUGGUACAUUCCAACAUGACUCAAAGGCUGAUUGGUUGAUGCUCUAAUGCUCAUGGGAGGUCUGCACUGGUGAUGUCAAAAGGAAUUUCAGUCUUAAGAGUUUGACCUUUCCUAUUUGGCUUCAUAUAGCUCUUUAUCCACGGGGUAACCUAUAUUCAUUCAAUUAAGUAAAUGGAUGGUGCAUUUUGAAAAUAUUGCAAUUUAAAACCAACAUUUGUUGACUUCAAAUGAACCAACAUCCUGUUUUUUAAAAAACAGCAGAAUAUAGGUUACCCCAGAGAUAAAGGCGACUUCACAUGUCAUGCACACUAAUAAUAAGACAUUUCCCCUUGUGGGGGAAGCGGAUUAUAAGGAAAAGGAUUGACCCUCUUAAAGGGUUGCAUAGCCAGACCUACAGUGUAUUCGUGCAUAAUAUGUAGCUUAUAUCAAUUGCUGAGAUGAUGGACUGUCAACAACAGCAACAUAUGCUGGCAAUGCCAUCUAGCAGUCUGUUGCAAUACUGCAGGACAAUGGUACAGGCAUGCUGAUGGAGGGCUACAUGCAUUGGCUACAUCCCAAUUUCUGUCGACAUUGGGAACUGUGCUAAAUGUGAUUUUAGAGUAUGACAGAUUAUUGUCUGCACUAAAAGUUGUUACAAAUAAAAGUUGAUGUUGAAUAUGAUAGCCUCACAUGCAUGAAGAGAGACUUUGAUGUGCUUCGGCCACACUUGCUUAAUUCUAUGGAUGAAAUUCACGUACAUAUUGAUUUUCGCCUGGUCCAAAAAAAUACUUUGGCCACAUAUUACCUCAUAUCAAUCAGAAUGUCAUGCUUACUCAAGGACCUGCUGUCCAGGGCAGGGGCCACAGCACCCUUGUUGAAGUUGUUCCCUCUUUAAACAAGAAUGGCAAUACAAACAUGGUUGAAAUGGCAACGAUUGUCUCUUACAGUCUUACUGGAGGUGAACAUAAGAACAAACCAAGCCUGCGGAAGAAUGGUCUGGAUGUGUAGUCCUGUGGUUUAGAUUUUUGCCGGAUUUUCAUUUUUUGGGCCCAAUUUUGGGGUGUUCAGAGGAUGCCAUCCAUUAAAUGAAGUCAGUGUGGUCUUCCCAUGACUUACAAGUCUGUCUUCAAAGGUAGGCCAGGUACUUUACGAACAGUAUUAUCAAGCUGUAGACUUUUGCAAUGGAUAGAAAAAUCAAUUUAUUUUAGUCAUAGUAAUAUUUAUAUAUGUGCUAAACCCGGGUUUUGAAUGCAUCACUGAUAUUCCUUGUUAGUCUAGGGUUGAAUUUUAAUUUUUUUUAGGUUUGUGCCAGUAAUGCAGCAAAACAAUUUCCCUUGCGUUCUAGCCAAGACUAAAGUCUAAAAAAAAGUCAAAAAUUGACUGCUGUUGUAUAAUAAACAGUGUUGAAUCUGACAAUUUUGUCCUUGACUAAGUCUAGAUUCUCAUUGACUUGUAUGUACAAAAUCUUUUCCUGCAAUAGUAUCUUACAAUUUAGGUACGUUACACCAAGGCCACUUAAACUUGGUUUACUGUAUGUCAUAUAUUUCAAGCUAGAAAGCAAAUAAUUACAUGUAACCAGGUCUUGAUGUUUCAAAAGUUUUAGUACUACUUUACUUUGUAUUUUUGCUGUUUAAUCAAAAGACCAUAGAUAUUCCCAGAAAAGGAACCAAGUGCUUAGAUAGUUUUCUAGUGAUAUAAAGUUAGAAGUAAGUUUCAAUGUAUUGAUGAGAUGUUUGUAAUACUUUAAAGAUGCAUACUCUCUGUCAGUUAAUAAAGGUGUUAUUUUCAUGGAAUUUCAUCGAUCUGUUAUUUCAUCCAUCUAAUAAAGCAAUAUAUUUGCAAGUGUGUAAACCUUGUGUAUGGAAUAAAGUCUCUGGCCACUUCAA
Molecule: messenger RNA, 3621 nt
Organism: Branchiostoma floridae (Florida lancelet)
Lineage: Eukaryota; Metazoa; Chordata; Leptocardii; Amphioxiformes; Branchiostomatidae
Product: transforming growth factor beta-1-induced transcript 1 protein-like
Exons: 12
Coding region: 346-1599 (417 amino acids)
Biological process (GO): cyclic nucleotide biosynthetic process; positive regulation of integrin-mediated signaling pathway; intracellular signal transduction
Cellular component (GO): cell-cell junction; focal adhesion; cytoplasm
Source: RefSeq, a predicted model, not a curated record